AUGGCUUCAUCUUCAGAAAACUGGAUUGAUAAAGUCUUGGAGCCAUAUCCAAUUGAAGAUGAAACUUAUCAUGAAAAUACUAAUGAAGUUAUUAAUAUGCUUAAUAUUUUACCUUCUGGUGUUUUUAGUAAUAAGAAAUUAGGUAUAAAACCAAAAGAAAGAAAUUUAAUAAGUAAAAGUUUAAGGCAAACAAAAAAAGCUUGUGAAAAGAGAGAAAAAAGAAAAAGAGCUAGAAAACAAACUAUAGAAGUUGUUGAAAGACCUUUUAAUGGGACAGAAGAAGAAGCUGAUAAAAUUAUAAAAAUGAGUAGAGUUGAUGACGUCAUAGCUAGUGUUGAUGAAAGAAUUGCAAGUCUUGGUAGAAUUAAUGUUGAACCUGAUGAUAAUCAAGAAAAAGAUAAUACUAAAGUUGAAGAACAAAAAAAAAAGAAAAAGGGAGUUGUUUCUCUUUUUAAAAAUACUUAUCCAAAAUAUUAUACAGAUGUAAUAGAUUCAUAUGAUUUAGAAGAAAUCUAUGGUGAUGCUAUUAAUUCUGAUAUAUAUCCAGUCACAUAUUCAUGGACUGAUCCAAAAUUUUUAAAAAGAAUAUCAUAUACAUAUGAUGAAUUACCUGAUUAUUUAAAAUUACUUAUAACAGAAGAUGAAUUAUAUGAUUAUGUUCCUGGUCAACAAAUAGGUCAUACAAUUUUUUCAAUACCAGUAUUAAUUGAAGACUUGGAUGACAAUGAAGAUGGUUGGAAGAAACAAAUAUCAUUUUUUGAAUCAAUUGUUUUAAAUAAUAUUGAUAUUCUUCUUGAUGCAGGACUUGAUAUUAAUAUACCACCAAGUAAUUCAAAAAUAUUAGAACUUUUAUGUUGUAAAUUUUACUAUCAUUCAAUUAUUUCUUCAAGAACUGAUAGAAGAAGAGUAGUAUGUCAAAAGAAUGACAAAAAAGAAUUAGAGCAAUUAGCUGAUUACAUUAGAAAAUAUGGUAUUGUUGGUAAAGAAGGAGAUAAAAAACUUAAUAAUAUUUUACUUACAACAAUUAAUACUACUGAGGAUAAAUCAAAAUUAUUUACUGAUCCAGAAGUACCAUACUUAAAAGAAAGUGUAACUCAUGUCAUAGAUUUAGACAAGAAAAAAAGAGAUGAAAUUUUAAAACGUAAGGCAGACUAUAUUCAAGUUUAUAGAAAUAUUAAUCAUGGAUAUCCACAUGUUGUUGCCUAUUUCAAUAAAACUUCAGAACGUUUUGAUAUAGCAAUGUCACGUAGAACAGAUGGCAAUCCAUGGUUAUCAGUUAGAGGAUUUAUUAGAGAUGGUAGUGCAAAAUAUGCUGGACCAAAAUUAAAACAUUCAAGAACUACUUAUGGUGGAGAAGUAAAAGCUCUUAAAAGAGUUGUAAAAUUAAUAAGUGGUCACGUCGCCAGAAGAAAAAUUUUAAGAUAA
Molecule: messenger RNA, 1425 nt
Organism: Strongyloides ratti
Lineage: Eukaryota; Metazoa; Nematoda; Chromadorea; Rhabditida; Strongyloididae
Exons: 2
Coding region: 1-1425 (474 amino acids)
Source: RefSeq, a predicted model, not a curated record